Exophiala mesophila is the source of this 1284-nucleotide messenger RNA. RefSeq lists its product as uncharacterized. The record is from RefSeq and is a predicted model, not a curated record. Bases 1 to 1284 code for a protein of 427 amino acids. NCBI's taxonomy places the organism in Eukaryota, Fungi, Ascomycota, Eurotiomycetes, Chaetothyriales, Herpotrichiellaceae. The transcript has a single exon.
AUGAGAACUUCGUCAGCAUUUGCGAUUGGAGCGGCUCUCCCUUGGCUCUUUCAAACCGCGAUAUCUCAGACAGCGCAGCCAGACGACCAUCCUAUUCUUCUUCUCAGCGAGGAUGAGUCUUUCCAUUACGAACUGCUGUUACCCUUUGGAAAUGCCAUUUACGGUGGCGCAGAUGUCAAUACCUUAUUGAGUGCUGCCAAAAGGAUCAAACCUGGAGAUUUCGACAGCUUCAGCGAAGUCUUCUAUGACCUUGGGAAUAGCACAAAGCUCCAGGCAGAAGAUCCCGAGAAUGCUUACGAUCCUGUCAACGUGAGAGACACCUGGUUCUCGGCGGCGAAUUAUUUCCGCCGUGCCGACUUCUACAUACACGGAGACUGGGAAAACCCGCUGAUAGACCUUCUUUGGAAGGAGCAGAGAAGCGCCUUUGACAAAGGUCUUUCGUCCUUGACACAUCCAGCACACCGUGUUCAGAUUCCUGCUGCGGAGAACUUCUGGUACGCUCCAUCUGACGAAGUCAUACCUCGUCCGACCAUGGUUCUCUGCAAUGGCUACGACGGUGCCCAAGAAGAUAUGUACCACACGAUUGUCGUCCCGGCGUUGGCUCGUGGAUGGAAUGCUAUUACGUAUGAAGGUCCCGGUCAGCCUACGGUGCGUCGAGAGCAGAAUAUCGGCUUCAUCCACAAUUGGGAAGCCGCAGUGAACCCAGUCGUCGACUAUGUGCUCUCGGAAAAAAGGGAUGUGGUCGACAGUGAUCGUCUUGUACUGUACGGCCAUUCGCUGGGUGGCUACCUUGCCGCACGAGCUGCCGCUUUUGAGCCACGCGCGGCUGCUGUCGUCCUCAAUGGGGGAAUAUUUAAUGUUUUCGAUUCCUUUGCAGGUCAAUUGCCGCCCGACGCAAGGGCGCUACUAGACACGGGAGCCCAAGAAGCCUUUGACGAGGGAAUUUCCGCCUUACUGACACAGCCCAAUCUUCCUUCAGGUCUUAGAUGGGGUAUCGAACACGGCCUAUGGGCCUUCAAUACCCGGUCUGGGUUUGAGUUUUUCCAAAAAGCCAGAGCAUUUGACAUGGAAGGUGUGGUGAAUCAAAUUCAAAUGCCAGUCUUGACUGUGGAUGCCGAGUUUGAACAGUUUUUCGCAGGCCAGUCGGAGUUAUUGGCUGAGGCCCUCGGUGAAGUGGCUACGUUUCAUCUCUUCGAUGGUGAAGCCGGCUACCAUUGUCAAGCUGGGGCGCUUCAAGAGCUGAACAGGUUCGUGUUUGCGUGGCUACACAAGACGCUGCAAUGA